This is a messenger RNA of Sardina pilchardus (European sardine), 1671 nucleotides long. Its product is annotated as alpha-(1,3)-fucosyltransferase 7-like. Lineage: Eukaryota; Metazoa; Chordata; Actinopteri; Clupeiformes; Clupeidae. The transcript has 2 exons. The coding region runs from base 147 to 1184 and encodes 345 amino acids. Gene Ontology annotation, molecular function: alpha-(1->3)-fucosyltransferase activity. The record is from RefSeq and is a predicted model, not a curated record. Gene Ontology annotation, cellular component: membrane.
UGGUUGCUUUUGCCCUAUUGUCUGUGUUUCCUAAUGAUCAUCCUUGUGUAUGUCCCUUACUUUGUAGCUUUCCUUAGUAGCUCAUUGUGUUGGCCAUGUUGUCCUAAGUUUUUUUGUGUGUGGUUCUUGUCUUCUUUACAAAGAAAAUGCGGAUCCGUCAUUCCUACCGAUGGAUGCCAGUGGUGGUUUUACUUAUCUGCCUGUCUGUUUAUCUGCUUAUCCAAAAACCCAAACAAGUAGUCAUCUCUAAAUCCACUAAAACCACCAUUCUAUUAUGGUAUUGGCCAUUCGGGGUGAAAGAUUAUUCGGAGAAUGAUUUGUGCCAUGAACGGUUUGGCAUACGAAACUGCAUGCUGGUGGACAAUCAGUCCCAGUUCUAUGAUGCAGAUUUUGUCAUUUUCCACCACUAUGAGUUGGGCAACAGACAACAGAAGUUGCCUUUGAACCUCAUUCGGCCACAGAAACAGAGGUGGGUUUGGUUUAGUCAAGAAAGCCCUGAGAAUAAUUUGAACGUGAAAUCAUUGGCUGGAUACUUCAACUAUACCAUGUACUACCGUCGUGAUGCAGAUAUUUAUGCGCCAUAUGGGCGUAUGAUCGAAAAAAAGGAUUUGGGGACGGAAGUUAAAGUUAAGGAUUUAAUUCCAAAGCGCAAAACUCACCUUGCAUGUUGGGUGGUAAGCAGCUUUUUACCAAACCAUAAGAGAACUGCUGUAUACCAAAAACUGUCAAAUGUAAUACCGAUUGUAGUGUAUGGUGGAGCAGUGAAUAACUCUCUAAAUAGUGAUAGUCUAUUGCAGACCAUCUCUCACUGCUACUUCUACCUGGCUUUUGAGAACUCCAUCUUCAGAGAUUACAUCACAGAGAAGUUUUGGUACAAUGCGUUCAUGGGUGGGGCUGUGCCUGUAGUUUUAGGUCCACCACGGGAACAGUAUGAGGCGGUGGCUCCGAAAGACUCCUUCAUCCACGUGGAUGACUUCAGUUCCAUAGAGGAGCUUGGAGAAUUUCUGAAGAAACUGAUUGUGGAUAAGGAACGCUAUGCCUCAUACUUCAACUGGAAACUGAAGUACAAAGUGCUGACAAAUUACUGGAUUAAACAUCUGUGUGAAUCUUGCCCCCGAUUUAGCAGCCUGCAAACACCUAAAAUAUACAAAGAUCUGGAUGCUUGGCUAUGGGAUAAAGCAUGAGUGCAUGUGUCCUAACAGACCCUGGAUCUGAUCCUUGCCCUUGCCUUUUACUUGCCAAAAGUCUAUUGGUAUUCUUAACUGAAGAUAAUCUUGGAUGUGUUAAAUGUAUAUUGACUAAACUCCAUGUUAUAUUUUAUUUCAAAGUCAGUCAUUUAUUAUUUUCAUGUCAUAAUAAUAUAUGUUCAAUGUCAUGUUCUAGAUGGUGAAGAUAUGAGGUGAGCAUGAAGAAUGUCAGUUUUCAGUUACAUGUUGCACCACCUGAUUACCUUUUGAAAAAAAACUAAAAAAUUAUGUUUCUUUCUUGCAUAGACAAAAAUCCUUCUGUGGGGCACUGUAUUUUCAUACUGUUGCUGUCAGUCGCUGUUAUUGUGUGUUUGCAUGUUUUGUAUGUGAUUCUGAGCCUUGUCAAAGGAACAUUUCUGUCACUGGUAGGACAGACAAAGUCUAUAAAAUAAAAUUAAAAUCAACAACAUGCUGGUUUGUAGCA